AUGAAAAACUCAAUAUGGUAUUGGAAAUCAAAUCAAUAUCCAUGGUCAAAUGGAGAACUACACGAGAAAGAAGAAUGGAAACCUUAUUCGGAUAUUGAAAAUCAAAUUAUAGAAGAAGCUUUUGUCAACAAUGAAUCUGAAGUGGAACUCGAUAAUUACAUGAUUAAUUUACAACAGAAAAUUCAAUUAAACAAAAAUGACAAAACUAAACAACGACAAAUAAAACGUUCUUUAAAUAAUAAUUGUACAAUACAGUGUCUGAGAGAUGAAAGAUUUUCGGUGCCACAUCAAUUAUGUGAACCAUUCAAAGAGUAUAUUGGUUAUUCCAAAUUUUUUCAUGAAUGGAACAACAAAUAUGUAAAUGAGUCUGGUGGUGAUCUUUUUGAAUCAGCUGCACAAGGCAUAGUCAUCGAAGGUGGAAAAGUUGGUAAAAAAGUAGAAGCACAAUGGAUUGCUAAACAGCUGGUAGCUCUUAAAGAAUGCCACGUUAAGAAAGUCACCGAAGGACUUAUUUCACUAUAUACACUAGAAACGUUUCUUUAUAAAUUGAUCAAUAAAACAUUACGAGAUGAAGAUUUGGAUAAAUUAGACACGUUAGGACCGUUCUGUGCUUUAUUGGCCUAUUAUCUUAUGUACUUAUCAUUACAACACGAUCCCAAUCUAGUUUACCAUGGAUUAGUAUAUCGCGGAGUAACUUUGGAUCGUGGACAAAUUGAGCAAUAUGAAAGAGCUUUAGGAACGAUAAAAAAGUGGACUUCAUUUAAUUCAGCGAGUAAAAAUCGUUCACUUGCACAAAUAUAUGGUAAUACACUGAUUAUUAUCCAAAUUCAAAGGCCUUACUCAGUUUAUGCAACAGAAAUAGCGUCAUAUUCAUAUUUUCCGAUAGAAGAAGAAGUACUGAUUUUGCCAGGAGUAAGAUUUCUAAUAGAACAAGUAGAAUGUAUUAAUGGUAAAUACAAUAUACAUCUGAUUAUUCAGUGA
Didymodactylos carnosus is the source of this 981-nucleotide messenger RNA. Lineage: Eukaryota; Metazoa; Rotifera; Eurotatoria; Philodinida; Philodinidae. The record is from the annotation of a GenBank genome assembly.